UGUCCACUACUUCUGCAACCCCUUUCGCAACCAGCCAGCCAGCCAGUUGUGCUACCAAUUGCUAUCUCCCAGAAUCCAGUCACUGCAACAUGUCCCAUCUUCGAGUCGCGGAGUUAUUCUCCGUCGAGGGCCUAGUGGCCGUCAUCACCGGGGGUGGUAGUGGACUGGGCCGGAUCAUGGCUCUCACGCUUGCCGAGAACGGCGCAUCCAAGGUCUUCAUCAUCGGUCGCCGCCCAGAGGCCCUGCAGGAGACGGCGGCCCAGAGCUCCAAGCCGGAGGCCAUCGUCCCCAUCCAGGCCGACAUCUCGUCCAAGGAGUCCCUCCAGGGGGCCUACGAGGCCAUUGCCGCGCAGACGGGUCAUGUUGAUCUGCUGAUCGCGAACAGCGGGAUCAUGGGUCCGGUGAACCGCCCGCCCGGGCCCAAGCCGGACGGAUCAGCUCCCAGCCUAUCCGAGGUGCGCGACCAGCUGUGGUCCGCGUCCAUGGAGGAGUUCUCGAAGGUGUUCGAGGUCAACGUCACGGGCGCCUAUUUUACAGUCCUCGCCUUCCUGCCGCUGCUGGAGGCGGCCAACCAGCGCCGCCCGGCGCCGCAGAAGAACAAGGCGUCGGCCCCAACCGCCCAGGUCAUCAUCACCAGCUCGAUCGCGGGCUUCAACCGUCGGGUGCCGUUCAGCGUCGCCUACAACCUCUCCAAGGCGUCGACGAACCAGCUGAUCAAGAUCCUCGCCACCACGCUGUCAUCGUACGACAUCCGGGUAAAUGGCAUUGCGCCGGGACUGUAUCUCUCGGAGAUGUCGACCAUGAACUUCCAGGACGGCGACAAGGGAAUCUCCGACGGCUCUUUCCCCCGCGACAUGAUCCCCCUUACACGUGCAGGCAGCGAACAGGAUAUGGCCAGUUUGAUUCUGUGGAUGGCCGGCCCGUCGGGCGCAUAUCUCAACGGCAACAUCACGAUAACCGACGGAGGCCGAGUGAGCGCGGUUCCAUGCACAUAUUAGUAGUAGGGGAGAGGCGGCUAUUGCACAUAGACGAAGACUUCCGCGUAGAUACUAUGAGAUGAAAUGCUAGAUCUUAGAAAUA
Molecule: messenger RNA, 1080 nt
Organism: Aspergillus aculeatinus CBS 121060
Lineage: Eukaryota; Fungi; Ascomycota; Eurotiomycetes; Eurotiales; Aspergillaceae
Product: SDR family oxidoreductase
Exons: 2
Coding region: 90-998 (302 amino acids)
Source: RefSeq, a predicted model, not a curated record